UACUUGCCUUGGUAACGACGCCAUGUCCUACGAGGGUUAAAACUCUUAUGAGGGCAUUGUUUUCUUUUGUGACAUUAUCAUGAAUUGAGUGAUUACUUGCAAAGAAAAUCAUGGCUACUCGACCACUGAGAAGUUCUCACAGCCGGAGUUUUUCGGCAAAUCGUACUAGGAUCAAUACAUCAGAGACUCCCGUUCCGAGAGACAAUGCAUACCCAGAGAUCAAGCAGAGGGGUUUUUACUCUGAUGUAGUCACCCAGCAAGCCAACGAAGAUGGCAUUGAAACUGUGCUGGUUGGACCUGAGACUGCCCAUGACACACUCUGGAAUGUGUCAAAGGAAAAACACACUCCACUGGUCAGCACUUUUCUGGUGUCACCUGAUGAGGUGGAAGCUCAGUUACAACAGCAAACAUAUGGCCCCAGCACUCAGGAUCUCACCAUAUCUGACUUCAAUUCACAAUCUUUCAAGCCCAAAGUUCAGCUUCCCUUCUUUACAAAACCAGGACAACAUCCAAGAAAGAUUGAAAUUGAAAGACGUCUGAGGCUGUACAAAAGUCUGUCAUUGGAUGAGCUCUUGGCAGAUAAAGGGAUCAAAACUGAAUUGUUGAUGCCAAAACAGCAGCCAGAUCUUACUGUACUGCUGAACAGAGAUGAAAAUGACCCUGCACCGUUCCCAGCCUAUCUUCCUCUUCACAUCUUUGACGAUGAUGAGUUUGAUUGCCGCACUGCAGAGGAAUGGAUUAACAUGGGUAGAGAGAAUGGUUCUCGCUUCCCUGUGCCAGGCAUUGCUCUUUUGCCUAAGGAGGAGGAAGACAGAAUGAAGGACCCAACUGACCCAAGCAUCGUGUAUGACUGGUUUGAGGUGGGAAUUCUUGAUUUUGACCUCAGCAGCAAACAGUUCUUAGUGCAACGUACCAGCAGUCAAGGUCGCAUCGUUGACACGGAGGGGAACACGGUCGUCAAUGGAGGAGUCCGAGAGAACGGACAGCGUGUCGCUGCUCAUGGACAGUGGUGGAUUCCCCGCAUCCGGCUCAUGUUCAGGGCCGAGGAUCCUCGCACAUUUGCUGAGCGUAUCAAGUGUGCCUUUGAGUCCCGCAAAGUUUGUGAGGCAGAGUUGCGCUACAACUUGUACAUUGACUGUAUGCCGAUGGAUGGUGUUGGUGAACUUGACCAGGCCUCUCUGAAGAGAAUGAUUGAGUGGGCGCAGUCUUCGCCCGGCAUUGACAAAAGCAAAAACCUGGAAGACUACACCCAAGUCUUAGAAAAGGAGGUGAACAUUGACUUCUGUCGCUCCAUGAACCGCAUCAUCUUUGAGAAGAUCGUGGACGAUGACCCAGAGACUUUUGCGUUUGUCUCUGUACCACCCAGUAAUGAGAAGGAAGUCCCAGACACAGGCUGCAGUCCAGAUGUCCCGGAGUAUCUGUUUGAUGAGCAGUAUGACAGCUUUGCCUUCAACUCACUCCUGACACUCCCUGAGAGCAUCCAGGCUAUGGGCAAAGUGCGCACCGAGUGCAACCGUGUGAGCUGUAUGAGUCUCUUCCAUAUCCCCACAGCCAAACCCAUGAGGCUGGAGGAAUUUGAGCAGACGCAGUCACAGGCCACAGCAAUGGUGAGCCAGAACUUGAAAGAUAGCUGGAUUAUCUCCCUGAGAGCUAACAUUCGCUCCCCUCUGCGUGAUGUGGGUAAGGGCUGGUUCAACAUCCAUGAGACCAACUGGGAGGUCUACCAGAUCUCCAAACUGAAGAAGUUCAUGGAGACUGUCAAGUUCAUCAUGCAAGACUCCAUGAGGUUUCUUGUCCAAGAUUCUCUGGUGAACUUCACUCAAAUGGUGGUGGAUGCUUGUCAUUCCACCAUGGAGCUAGAGGAGGACUACAAGUGGGGCUCUGAUCUCCUCUCCAGUACCUUCAAGCCCAGGAAGAACGCCCUGUUCUUGAUAGAUUUGGUGAUGGACAAAGAUGGCGUCCACUUCAGCACUAGUUUGCCCAGCUUUGAAGGCACUCUGGUCUCACUGUUUGACAAAGGCAUCCAGGCCACUCAGAAUGUGCCCCAACUGGAGAAGCACAUCUUGGAGAACAUCUUCUGGUCUGGAACCCCUCUCCUGGAAUCUGUGGGUGAGCAUGAACCCCCUGUGGAGGAUCUCCGCACCACCGUUAGGCGAGCCAUCCAGCAGGCGCUUGUGCCAUUGAAGGCUUAUGCAAAGGAAUACGAGAAGUACCUUGAGCUCAUCAAUAUGGACAUAAACGCUUACGUUUCGGCGUACGAGGCUGCUGGACACUCGGCUGAGGAAGUGAAAGCGGAGGUCGAGAUGCAUCUGAAAGAGAAGGAAGUGCUGGAGGCAAUUGUCCCAAGCUCCAUCACUAUCGGCCCUUUCUUUGUGAACACUGAACUCACCCGGCAGGCGCUGGGCAAGAAGAGGAAAGCCCUGGGCAACGCUGUGCUGGAGCUUCUGGCCAGACAGCUGAGGAAACAGGCAGAUGAUGCUUGUGAGGAGUUCAAGACCAUCAGUCGCAAACUCUACGACAAACCCAACUGCAUUGAGGAGCUGUCUGAGAUGAGAGAGUGGAUUAAGGGCAUUCCAGACAGACUGAAGGAGCACAAUGAGCUGAUUGACAAAGCUAUGGCUGACUAUGAGCUGAUUGAAGACUUCUACUACAACCUGUCCACUGAUGAUUUCAAUGCCAAGUGGACCACCAUUGGAUGGCCUCACAAAAUUGAGAGCCAGAUGGAACAGACACUUCUGCAGUUGGAUGAGGAUGAGGAGAGAUUCCGCAAGCUGCAGAUGUCUGACCAGACCAACUUUGAGGACAGGCUGGAUGGGCUGCAGAUGGCUGUGGCAGGAAUGGCUGCCUACUCUGAGAUCAGCAGGGCUCAUGAAAUAGCCAAUGACAUGAGGCGUAUCAACAAGCAGCUGAAAGAAGCCCAGCAGUUGGCUGUCACUUACAACAACAGAGAGCGUCUCUUUGGCCAACCAGUUACCAAUUACGACAAGCUGGUGAAGCUUGUCAAGGACUUUGAGCCGUACCGCAAUCUGUGGGUCACGGUCUCCGACUGGCAGAGAUGGCAGGAAUCCUGGAUGAACGACCCACUGACUGCCAUCAAUGCAGAGGACGUGGAGAAGAAUGUCAAUGAGUCCUACAAGACGAUGCACAAGAGCGUGAAGCUCUUCAAUGAGAUCCCCAACGUGCAGCAGGUGGCUUCAGAGAUCAAGACAAUGAUUGAGGACUUCCGGCCGUACAUCCCACUGAUCCAGGGCCUGAGAAACCCAGGCAUGAGGAACCGCCAUUGGGAACAGCUGUCUGAAGAACUGGGCUUCCCAGUAAGACCCAAGAAGGAUUUGACCUUCCAGAAAUGUCUGGAGAUGAAUCUCCAAGACCACAUUGCCACCAUAGCCAAGGUGGCCGAGGUGGCAGGCAAAGAGUAUUCCAUUGAGCAGGCCCUUGACAAAAUGGAGAAGGAGUGGGAUCCAGUAAACUUUGAGAUCAUCGCGUACAAAGAGACUGGCACAUACAUCUUGAGGAGCUCCGAGGAAACCUCCCAACUGCUGGAUGACCACAUUGUGAUGACACAGAGCAUGUCCUUCUCUCCAUUCAAGAAACCAUUUGAAGACCGCAUCAGCAACUGGGAGAGUAAGCUCAGGACAACUCAGGAUGUGCUGGAUGAGUGGCUCAACUGCCAGCGAGCCUGGCUGUAUCUGGAGCCUAUCUUCAGCUCUGAGGACAUCAAUAGGCAGCUGCCAGUGGAGAGCAAGCGCUACCAGACCAUGGAGAGGAUCUGGAGAAAGCUCAUGAAGAACGCCAAAGAGAAUCCUCAGGUGAUCUCCCUUUGCCCAGACAACCGCCUGCUGGACAACCUGAGAGAGUGCAACAAACUCUUGGAGCAGGUACAGAAAGGACUCAGUGAGUACCUGGAGACAAAGCGUAACGCCUUCCCACGAUUCUACUUCCUGUCUGACGAUGAGCUGCUGGAGAUCCUGUCUCAGACCAAGGACCCGACAGCCGUACAGCCACAUCUCAGAAAGUGCUUUGAGAACAUUGCUAGACUCAAAUUUGAGGAGGAUCUGCGGAUAACCAAGAUGUACUCAGGUGAGGGAGAGUGUGUGGACUUCCGAGAGACUCUCUACCCUACAGGCAAUGUGGAGGACUGGAUGUUGGAGAUAGAGAGAUGCAUGAAGGAGUCACUCAGGCAAAUCAUCAAGGAGUCCCUGCAGAACUACAAGGAGAUUCCCCGGACAGAGUGGGUGCUCUCCUGGCCUGGUCAAGUGGUCAUUGCUGGGUGCCAGACCUACUGGAGCAGUGAAGUCACAUCUGAGCUGGAAGCUGGGAAUCUCAAGGAACAUUUCAAAACUGUGCUGACCCAACUUGAUGACCUCAGAGGUCUAGUGAGACAAGACAUCUCAAAGAUCGGCCGCAUGACCCUGUCCGCCCUCAUCGUCAUUGAGGUGCACGCCCGUGACGUGGUGGCAAAGAUGGUGGAGCAAGAAGUGAACAAUGCCAAUGACUUUGAGUGGAUCAGUCAACUCAGGUACUACUGGCUGGAAGAUGAGAACCUUUACCAGCGUGCUGUCAACGCCCAGUUCCCUUAUGCCUAUGAGUACCUGGGAAACACAGGACGUCUUGUCAUCACUCCACUCACUGACAGAUGUUAUCUGACUCUGACCGGCGCCCUACAUCUCAAGUUUGGUGGCGCCCCUGCUGGCCCUGCUGGCACGGGCAAGACUGAGACAACAAAGGAUUUGGCCAAGGCUUUUGCCAUCCAGUGUGUGGUGUUCAACUGCUCUGAUCAGCUUGACUUCAUGGCUAUGGGCAAGUUCUUCAAAGGUUUGGCAAGCUCUGGUGCCUGGGCCUGUUUUGAUGAGUUCAACCGCAUCGACAUUGAGGUCUUGUCUGUGGUGGCCCAGCAGAUCACAACUAUUCAGAAGGCCCAAGCUGACAGGAUGGACCGCUUCAUUUUUGAGGGUGUGGAGCUUGUGCUGAAGGCGUCCUGUGCUGUCUUCAUCACCAUGAACCCUGGCUAUGCUGGCCGCACAGAGCUGCCGGACAAUCUCAAGGCCUUGUUCCGUCCAGUGGCUAUGAUGGUGCCAGAUUAUGCCUUGAUUGCUGAGAUCAGUUUGUUUUCAUUUGGCUUCUCUGAUGCUAAGCACCUGGCCAAGAAGAUUGUCACAACUUUCAAGCUAUCCUCAGAACAGCUCAGCUCACAGGACCAUUAUGACUUUGGCAUGCGUGCUGUGAAGUCUGUCAUCUCAGCUGCAGGCAACCUCAAGAGGAUGUACCCGGAUAUGGUGGAGGAACUGAUCGCACUUCGUGCUAUUCGAGACGUGAACGUACCCAAAUUUCUGGUGGAUGACCUGAAGUUGUUCAGUGGUAUUGUCUCUGAUCUGUUCCCCAACAUCAAGGAAGAACCCAUUGACUAUGGAGAUCUGGAGACAUCUCUGAGGAAGUCUUGUCAAAAAACUGGGCUCAAAGAUGUGGAUGGUUUCAUCAACAAGUGUAUCCAGCUGUUUGAAACUACUGUUGUCCGUCAUGGCCUUAUGUUGGUGGGUCCAACAUGCUCUGGAAAAACCAAGUGUUAUGAAAUGCUGCAGAAAGCUCAGACAUCUCUCAAGGGUCAACCCUCCCCUGCCAUGACAGAUUUCCAAGCCACUCACACCUACGUGCUCAACCCAAAGUCCAUCACCAUGGGUCAGCUGUACGGUGAAUUUGAUCUGCUCACUCAUGAGUGGACUGACGGUAUCUUGUCCACCCUGAUCCGUGUGGGAGCAUCAUCCCAGGAUGAGGACAAAAGGUGGUUUGUCUUUGACGGUCCGGUGGAUGCUGUGUGGAUUGAAAACAUGAAUACUCCAGCCAUCAAGUUCCUGCGCAGUGACUUGAAGGAGAUAGUGGAGACUGUGGACGGUGCUCUCGUCUUCUCUCUCCUCAAGAUGCUGGAAUGUUUCUUUGAGCCCUUCAUGCCAAAGGAGAACCCUCUCGGCCAUCGUAAAACGGGUGAGCAACCCAUCCCAGAAGACCGCCUGAAGCGCGUGGAGGAACUGAUUGAGCCAUGGUUCAUCUUCUCCCUCAUCUGGUCAGUGGGAGCCACUUGCGACAACGACAGUCGUACCAAGUUCUCUGAGUGGAUGAGGACCAAGAUCAAGGAGGCAAAUAUUUCCCUCCCUUUCCCCGAGAGUGGCCAGGUGUAUGACUACAUGCUCGAUGACGGUGGCAUCUGCAGCCCCGAGCCAACCAACUUGGAGGAAGAUGAGGAUGAGGUCGACAAGAAGAUACAGUGGAGAAACUGGAUGACGGGCAUGCAGGAAGUACAGAUCUCUCCGGAGACGAAAUACUCUGACAUCAUUGUGCCCACCAUUGACACCAUCAGAAGUGCAAAGAUCCUGGAGAUGCUCGCAUCAAACAAGAAGACAGUUUUGUCCGUUGGUCCUACUGGUACUGGCAAGACACUGACCAUCGCUGAUAAGCUGUCCAGAGGAAUGGGCAAAGAAUAUGUCCCUGAGUUUAUCGUCUUCUCGGCCAAGACCAGUGCCAACCAAACCCAGGAUCUUAUUGAUGGAAAGCUGGACAAGAGACGUAAGGGUGUGUUUGGCCCUCCUCUGGGAAAAUAUCUCAUCUUCUUCAUUGAUGACCUGAACAUGCCAGCUCUGGAGGUGUAUGGAGCCCAGCCCCCCAUUGAGCUCAUUCGGCAAUACAUGGACUUCAAGGGCUGGUAUGACCGCAAAGCCAUUGGAGAGUUCCGGAACCUGGUGGAUGUGAACUUUGUGUGUGCCAUGGGUCCCCCAGGUGGAGGUCGUAAUCCUGUGACCGCUCGUCUGCUCCGACACUUUAACUUCGUGGCCUUCACAGAGAUGGAAGACACGAGCAAACAUCGUAUCUUCUCCAACAUUCUUCACUCCUGGCUCAAGCAAAUUCCGUCUGUGAAUGAGCACUGUGACCAGAUGGUGACCACCUGCAUCAGCAUGUACAACACCAUCCAGACCCAGCUGCUACCCACUCCAGCCAAGUCACACUACACCUUCAACCUGAGAGAUCUUUCCAAGGUGUUCCAGGGGAUGCUCAUGUGUACCCCUGACUCUAUCAAGAUCAAGAGUGAGUCAUUCCUUGAAGACAUCAACAACAUCCUCAAUGCAGGAGACGUGCCUAACAUCUACGGCUUUGAUGAACUGGAGCAAGUCUACACAGACAUGAAACCGAUUGUGCAGGAUGCAGGCCUGCAACCCACCAAGACUAACUUGUUCUCCGCCUACACCAAACGUGUGCGCAGUAAUUUGCACACUGUGCUCACCAUGAGUCCUCUUGGAGAAAUCUUCCGUGCCCGCCUCAGACAGUUCCCUGCCCUCGUGAACUGCUGCACUAUUGACUGGUUCAGUCAGUGGCCGACAGAUGCUCUCCAGUCUGUGGCUCUCCGCUUCCUCAAUGACAUUCCUGACCUGGACACCACUGAUGAAGUCAUGAAUGGACUGGUGUCCAUGUGCCAGGAGAUACACGAGUCCGUGACCGUGAAUUCUGCCAAGUUCCUGGCUGAGAUGUCGCGACACAACUACGUCACCCCGACCAGUUACCUGGAGCUCCUCGGCAUCUUUUCCAAGCUUGUUGGCAUGAAGAAAAUGGAACUGACCACAGCCAGGAAGAGACUCAAGACUGGUUUAGAUAAGCUGCUGACCACAGCUGAUGAGGUGGCCAAAUUGCAGGCGGAGCUGGCCACAAUGAGACCCCUGCUGGAGGAGGCAGUCAAGGAAUCUGUCUCCACCAUGGAGCAGAUCUCCCAGGACACGGCUGUGGCAGAAGAGACCAAGGCAGUGGUGCAGAAGGAAGAAGAGCAAGCCUCAGUAAAAGCCGUAGAGACGCAGGCAAUUGCCGAUGAUGCUCAAAGAGACCUGAAUGAGGCCCUGCCUGCCCUUGAUGCGGCCCUGGCCAGUCUGAAGUCCUUGAACAAAGGCGACGUGGUUGAGGUCAGAGCUCUUCAGAGGCCUCCAGAUGGUGUACGCCUGGUCAUUGAGGCUGUUUGCAUCAUGAAGGGCGUCAAAGCCAAGAGAGUGGCUGGAGAGAAACCUGGGCAGAAAGUGGACGACUACUGGGAGGUGGGCAAAGCUCUGCUUCAAGAUCCAGGCAAGUUUCUGGAGAGCCUUUUCAAGUACGACAAAGACAACAUCCCUGAUGAGAACAUCAAGAAGAUUCAGCCUUACAUUGAUAAUGAAGCUUUUCAGCCUGCUGCUAUUGCUAAGGUGUCCAAAGCAUGUACCUCCAUUUGUCAGUGGACCCGAGCCAUGCACAAGUACCACUUUGUAGCAAAAGGCGUGGCGCCAAAGCGUGAGAAGCUUCGGAUAGCACAGGAAGAGUUGGCUGAGACUCAACGUAUCCUCGAUGCUGCAAAGGCUCGGCUACAGGAAGUAGAGGAGGGUAUAGCCACACUGCAGGCAAAGUAUGAUGACUGUGUGCGCAAGAAGGAGGAGCUGGAACAUAAAUGUCGGGAAUGCGAGGCUCGGCUCGUCAGAGCUGACAAGCUCAUCGGUGGUCUAGCAGAUGAAAAAGAGAGAUGGAGAGAGUCUGUGGACAACCUGGAGAAGAUUAUUGACAACAUCAUUGGAGAUGUCCUUGUGUCAUCUGGAAGCAUCGCUUACCUAGGACCCUUCACUGGAGAGUAUCGACUGAACAUGGCCAACGCUUGGGUGAAGAAGCUGGACGAACAUGGAGUGCCACGGACCGAAGAUCCCUCGCUGGUAGGCACCAUGAGCGAUCCAGUCAAGAUCCGCAACUGGCAGAUCGCUGGACUGCCCAAGGACAAUCUGUCAGUGGAGAAUGGUGUCAUUGUCCAGUUCUCCAGGAGAUGGUCACUCUUCAUUGACCCACAAGGUCAAGCCAACAAGUGGAUCAAGAAUAUGGAACGAGAGGCAGGUCUGGAUGUUAUCAAACUGUCGGACAAGGACUUUUUGCGAAGCUUGGAGAAUGCUGUCCGUUUUGGCAAACCGUGCAUGCUUGAGAACAUCAGCACAGAGCUGGACCCUGCCCUGGAGCCGGUACUGUUGAGACAGACAUUCAAACAGCAAGGAAGCACAGUGAUCAAGCUUGGUGAUGCCAUCAUUCCAUACCAUGAGGACUUUAAGUUCUACAUGACCACAAAACUGCCAAAUCCUCACUACACACCAGAAGUCUCCACGAAGGUCACGCUAGUGAACUUUACGCUUUCACCGAGUGGUCUCGAAGAUCAGCUGUUGGGUAUUGUAGUGGCUGAGGAGCGACCGGAUCUGGAAGAAGCCAAGAAUCAGCUGAUCGUCAGCAAUGCCAAGAUGAAGCAGGAACUGAAGGAGAUAGAGGACCGCAUCUUGUACAGGCUCAGCUCCUCUGAGGGAAGCCCCGUGGAUGACAUUGACCUUAUUCAGACACUCGAGGCAUCCAAGAUCAAAUCACAGGAGAUCACGGCGAAAGUGCAGGUGGCGGAGCAGACAGAGAAGGACAUUGACCAGACACGUAGCCAGUACAUCCCAGUGGCCGUCAACACUCAAAUCCUUUUCUUCUGCGUGGCGGACAUGGCCAACAUUGACCCCAUGUACCAGUACUCCCUCGAGUGGUUCAUCACCAUAUUCCUCGGUGGCAUCGCUCAGGCUGAGAGAGCAGACAACAUUCCUCAGAGAAUUACCAACAUCAACGACUUCUUCACCUUCAGUCUGUACUCCAACGUGUGCCGCAGUCUGUUUGAGAAACACAAGCUUCUCUUUGCCUUCCUGCUCUGUGUCCGUAUACAAAUGAACGAGGGCAAGAUUGACAUGGCUGAGUGGCGCCUCAUGAUUGCUGGAGGUACCAGCAAACCCAAAGAAACACCGAACCCGGCCCCAGAGUGGAUUUCUGACCGCUCCUGGAAUGACAUCCUUACCGUGCCCUCCCUGCCAAAGUUUGCCAAGUUUGGGGAGGACUUCAAGAACCAUCUGGACGGAUUCAAAAGAAUAUUUGACAGUAUAGAGCCCCACAGGGAAGAACUUCCAGGUGCCUGGGCGCAAGACCUCGACAAGUUCCAGGCCAUGAUUGUACUGAAGGCUCUACGACCAGACACAGUGACCAAUGCUAUGCAGGACUACGUGGCAGAGUUCAUGGGUCAGAGGUUCAUCGAGCCACAGACCUCAGACCUGGGCCUGGUCUACAAGGACUCAUCUCCAACCACUCCGCUGGUCUUUGUCCUCUCACAGGGCACAGACCCCGCCAAUGAUCUGUACAAGUUUGCAGAGACCAUGAGAUUUGCCAAGAAACUCACAGCCAUUUCUCUAGGUCAAGGACAGGGUCCUCGUGCGGAGGCCAUGAUGAAGUCGGCCAUGGAGCGAGGCAAGUGGGUCUUCUUCCAGAACUGUCACUUGGCCCCCAGCUUUAUGCCCAUGCUGGAGCGGCUGGUGGAACAGAUUGACCCUGAUAAGGUUCACCGUGACUUCCGUCUGUGGCUGACCUCUAUGCCCAGCGAGAAGUUCCCUGUGUUCAUCCUACAGAACAGCUCAAAGAUGACUGUGGAGCCUCCUAAGGGCAUAAAGGCCAACCUGCUGAGAUCGUACAUGGGUUUCACUGAUGACUUCCUCAGUCAGUGUGGCAACAGGGUUUCAGAGUUCAAACAUCUCCUGCUGUCCCUGUGUCUGUUCCACGGGGUGGUCAUUGAGAGGAGAAAGUUUGGAGCCCUGGGUUUCAACAUCCCGUACGAGUUCACAGAUGGAGAUUUGCGUAUCUGUGUCAGUCAGCUCAAGAUGUUCCUUAUGGAAUAUGACGAAAUUCCAUUCAAGGUUUUGGUAUAUACGGCUGGUCACAUCAACUAUGGCGGCCGUGUGACGGACGACUGGGAUCGUCGCUGCCUCAUGAAUGUGCUCGGUGGCUUCUACAAGCGUGAUGUCAUUGAUGAGGAGUUCAUCUACUCUGAGUCAGCCAUCUAUAAACAAAUCAGCCCAGAGAAUGAACUCAGCGGUUACCUUGGGUACAUCAGAAGCUUGCCUAUCAACGACACUCCAGAGGUGUUUGGUCUCCAUGACAAUGCCAACAUCACCUUUGCCCAGAACGAGACGUUCAACAUGCUGGGAGACCUUGUGAUGCUUCAGCCAAAGUCUGCCUCUGGAGGAGGGAUGUCCAGAGAAGAGGUGAUGGAGCAGACGGCCCUGGACAUCCUGGGUCACGUUCCUCAGCCUGUGAACCUGUCAGCCGUCAUGGAGAAGUAUCCUGUGCUGUAUGAGCAGUCCAUGAACACAGUGCUGGUGCAAGAGGUCAUCAGGUACAACCGUCUGCUGAACGUGGUGCACCAGUCUCUGAAGGACCUGCAGAAGGCUCUCAAGGGUCUGGUGGUGAUGUCACAGCAGUUGGAGGACAUGUCCAACAGCCUCUUCAUAAAUGCCGUGCCCGCCAUGUGGGCUGGGAAGGCCUACCCCUCUCUGAAGCCCCUGGCAUCCUGGGUGACAGACCUGGUGGCUCGUAUGGAGUUCAUACAGACCUGGAUUGAUAAAGGAAUCCCCUCCGUGUUUUGGAUUUCUGGAUUCUUCUUCCCGCAAGCUUUCCUGACUGGCACCCUUCAGAACUUUGCCAGGAAGAAGGUCAUUUCCAUCGACAGCAUCUCAUUUGAUUUCCAGGUCAUGAGGGAAACUUAUCAGGAACUGCAAGAGUCCCCAGAAGAUGGCUGCUACAUCCGCGGUCUGUUUGCUGAAGGCGCGCGCUGGGACAGUCUGAGGCAUAUGCUGUCCGAGUCCAGACCCAAGGAGCUGUACACGGACAUGCCUGUUCUCUGGCUCAUGCCGGAAGCCAACCGGAAGGCUCCAGAGUCCGGCAUUUAUGACUGUCCAGUUUACAAGACUCUGACCAGAGCAGGUACCCUGUCCACCACUGGCCACUCCACAAACUUUGUGUUUUCUGUGGAGAUCCCGACUGACAGGCCACAAGAACACUGGAUCAAGAGAGGUGUUGCUUUGCUCUGUGCUUUGGACUACUAGACACCCACAGACCUGGCCAGCACAGGUCAAGACAGACUGCACGACACAAAGGAGGAUACAACCCUACCAAAUUUUCCAUUCUACACUUUUUGUUUUAACUCUUAUACUACCAGGCGGUUUCCUUUACCUGGACUGGGCUGUAUCUGUUACCUGCUUUUAGAUUCUGCCUAUCCUGAGACAAAUUAAAGAUUUUGAGUUUAGUUUUCAAUAUUAGCCACAUGUAUCACAAAUGAAAAUAAAGGGGAAAUAAUGACCUCUCUCAACAUGUUGCUAAAAAUGGUAGCCUAAUUCUUCAGCCUGAGGUUUCAGUUUCAAUUAUUGCAAAAGUAGGACUGGUCUUGAAGCAGAAAAUGGAAAGCUGUGAAACACAGCUCACUGUCCAGGGUGGAAGUAACAUGAGCUGUGAAACACGGUCCGUUGUUGUGAAAAAGUUAAGUGGACAAGAUAAUAUGUGAGGCAGUAUGGUGAAAUCUGGCACUCGUCAAAAUGACAAAAUCGGAGAAACAGGCAUUUUUUCGCCAAACUGGACAUUUUUACUGAUUUUUUUUUUUUUGCUUAAACUCUUUUAUGCCCAUAUAACAACACAUUUGCAUGUGAAUUUUACUGAAAAACAUUGAUUAAAUGAACAAAAUGUGCUAUUUUUCAGUUUUCAAAGACUCUUUAGC
Messenger RNA from Aplysia californica (California sea hare), 12595 nucleotides. RefSeq names its product dynein heavy chain 1, axonemal. Gene Ontology annotation, molecular function: minus-end-directed microtubule motor activity; dynein light intermediate chain binding; ATP binding. The record is from RefSeq and is a predicted model, not a curated record. Gene Ontology annotation, biological process: microtubule-based movement. Lineage: Eukaryota; Metazoa; Mollusca; Gastropoda; Aplysiida; Aplysiidae. Gene Ontology annotation, cellular component: dynein complex.